GGUCUGGGAGGUCGAGGCUAAGAAAUGGUGUACAGUACAGUAUCUACUGGAAAGAGCACUCUGGACACUCAUUACUAUUUUCAGAUUUAUGUCACCACUACAGUAGAGAUGGCGGAGCCAGUAAGGAAAAAGCUCGCUGCCGUGGCCGACAAAGGUGGCGCUCACAAAGACAUGGUCGAGAAGUAUCGUGGAGUGUUGGAAAACAUUUUGAAAACUGGAUCAGGACUAGGCGACGGUUUGAAAGCGUUCGCAGAGGCGAUGGUGCAAGAGAAUGUCAAUUUGGUUGUGUCUCGUCCCAUCCUGCAUGACUUCUGCACUGGCCUCAGCUCGCUACCAGAUGCCGUAGCCAAAGACGUGUCUCACUUUACUCUGGAACGACUGCAACCUCGAGCUAUUUCAUUUGAAGAGCAGGUUGCAACUCUGAGACAGCAUUUGGCUGACAUAUACGAGAAAGAACAAGAAUGGCGUGAAGCGGCUCAAGUGCUCUCGGGUAUUCCCUUAGAAACGGGUCAAAAACAAUACUCAGUGAACUACAAGAUGGAAACAUAUUUGAAGAUCGCGCGUUUGUACUUGGAAGACGAAGAUCCAGUUCAGGCUGAAGCAUACAUCAACAGAGCAUCUCUCUUGCAGAACGACACAACCAACGAACAGCUUCAUAUAAUGUACAAGGCGUGUUAUGCACGAGUUUUAGAUUACAGGAGGAAGUUUAUUGAAGCUGCUCAGCGUUACAUGGAACUGUCGUAUAAGAGUGCGGUUCAUCCGGACGAGUGCAUGCAGGCUCUGCAGAAUGCUCUACACUGUACUAUCCUUGCAUCAGCGGGUCAGAGACGAUCUCGAAUGUUGGCAUCUUUGUUCAAGGACGAGCGUUGUCAACAGUUUCCAGCACACGGUAUUCUAGAAAAAAUGUAUCUCGAUCGCAUCAUUCGAGGUCCCCAGCUGCAAGAGUUUGCAGCAAUGCUGCAACCACAUCAGAAAGCGGUGACGGCUGACGGUACGAGUAUUCUUGACCGAGCGGUCAUCGAACACAACAUUCUGUCUGCCAGCAAACUGUACAACAACAUAACGUUUGAGGAGCUAGGACGGUUGCUCGACGUCUCACCAGCGAAAGCUGAGAAGGUUGUGUCUCAGAUGAUCACGGAAGGCCGGAUGAACGGCACUAUCGAUCAGAUCGACGGUAUCAUUCAUUUCGAAGCUCGAGAGCCACUACCGGCGUGGGACCGACAGAUCGAGAGUCUCUGUUACCAGGCAAAUGGAAUUCUCGACAAGAUCAGUCAACUAGCACCCGAGUGGACGACGAGUGCGUUAGACUCACACAUGGUUAGCUAGAAUGAUUGACGUUUUAUCGUACGUCGGUCUGUAAACCUUUGAAUGAUGCUAUCGCUGUACAUGUGUGACUCAAAUGGUUUGCUAAUGUUUCAGACUUGUUGAAGCUUGUGUAUUGCCGUUGUCGCAUUUGUUAAUUAAUAAUAAUGAUUACAAUAUG
Messenger RNA from Corticium candelabrum, 1483 nucleotides. Its product is annotated as COP9 signalosome complex subunit 4-like. The record is from RefSeq and is a predicted model, not a curated record. The transcript is spliced from 5 exons. Bases 25 to 1326 code for a protein of 433 amino acids. NCBI's taxonomy places the organism in Eukaryota, Metazoa, Porifera, Homoscleromorpha, Homosclerophorida, Plakinidae. Gene Ontology annotation, cellular component: COP9 signalosome; cytosol.